CAUUUAGUGCUGCCGGUUUGCAGUGCAGUGAGUUCUAGUGACUGCUUCUGUUCGAAAAAAUUUGGUCAAAAUGGCAGAUCAGUCCAACCAAGCCCGAAGAACUAUGCUUAAGAUGGAUUUUCCCGUCCCAAACAGUAACAACUCCAUCGGAGGCUUCCGCCCCCUUCCGAGCCAGCCUGGGGUCAACAGCGAGAAAUUUGGAGCGGCGGGGGGUACCAACCGCCCCAAAAUGAACCUGCCUACCGUCGCCAAAUCCGCACUGGACCCCACAAUAGACAGAACUCGUGAUUCAAGAUUCAAAAUUCAGUCGAUGAAUUCAACAGGAAAGCUGCAGAUUGCCGGGAAGACGUACGAUUUUACAUCAGAUGAUUUGCAGGACAUUGGUGAAAUUGGGAGAGGGGGUUUCGGGACUGUUAAUAAAAUGGUACAUAGGAAGUCAAAUACUGUGGUUGCUGUGAAAAGGAUAAGAUCAACGGUCGAUGAAAAGGAACAAAAACAGUUGUUAAUGGAUUUGGAUGUUGUGAUGAAAAGCAAUGAGUGCCAUUAUAUUGUUCAGUUCUAUGGGGCGCUGUUUAAGGAGGGGGACUGCUGGAUCGUAAUGGAACUAAUGGAUACAUCGUUGGACAAAUUUUACAAAUUCAUCUAUGAUAAAUUAAAUGAUCGAAUUCCAGAAGAAAUUUUGGGGAAAAUUGCACUAGCAACUGUAAAAGCCUUAAACUAUCUUAAAGAGAAGUUAAAAAUUAUACAUCGAGAUGUAAAACCAAGCAAUAUUCUACUUGAUCGAAAUGGGAAUAUUAAGUUAUGUGAUUUUGGGAUUUCGGGACAGUUGGUGGAUUCAAUCGCAAGGACACGGGAUGCCGGCUGUAGACCAUAUAUGGCUCCGGAAAGAAUAGACCCCCAGACUGCCAAAGGGUACGACGUUCGAAGUGACGUUUGGUCCUUGGGUAUAACAUUAAUGGAAGUUGCAACGGGUCGUUUUCCUUACCCGCGAUGGUCGAGUGUUUUCGAUCAAUUACACCAAGUCGUCAAUGGGGAACCUCCUCGCCUUACAGUUAACCAUAACGCCAACACAUUUACGUCAGAAUUUGUUAAUUUUGUAAAUACUUGUUUAAUAAAAGAUGAACAUGCCAGACCAAAGUACAAGCGGUUGCUCGAAGAUCCGUUCAUUUUGAGGGCCCAGAAAGAAAAAGUCGACGUGGCUGCUUACGUUUCGAGGAUUAUGGAUGAAAUGGCCAAUAACGGAAUAAGUGCUUUUACAACAAAUCAGCAGUGAAGUUUGUUGAAGUGAGUUUCUUAGCUGUAGCGACCGAGUCACAGGCAUCUCAGGUGAUGUAAUAAGUAGGAAAAAACUGUUAGUGAUUACUUAAAGUGAGUAAUUAUCGCUUAGAAAAUAAUUUUAUUAUUAAAUAUUAUGAUUAUCGGUAAGUUUUGUGCAAUUGCGACUCCAAUCGCGACUUCCUUGGUGAUAACUCGAUGAUGAGAUUCUUUACGUUAUUUUAAGUUCAUCAUUCUAAAGAUGUAAUUAUUGAGGAAAAGUAUAUAGCUUUAGUAACUUUCAUGUUACAUAGGUGAAGCCACUGAAAACAGUCCAAUGUAUAUAUUAUAGUGAGUGUCCAGUUUUUAGGUUCAACUUUAAUGUGAUGUCUAUUUUAGCAUUUAUUGGAUACAUUCAAGGUGCUUUUUGCAUUAUUUUCGUCGAUUUUUUUGAUGCGAUUAUUUCGAAAAUUGUUACCGAUUUUAACCAAUAAAACGUUGCCUGUUCUAUUGUACCUUGUACGAUCUUUGUACAUAGUUAGUGUAUGUUGUUAAUAUUUAAUUUUUUACUCAAUUGUUUAAGAAAUAAGCAAAUUGUAUGUUUAUUUACCAACACAAUGUUGAGUAUGUAAAGUAAAAUUGUACAGAAACA
This is a messenger RNA of Zophobas morio, 1906 nucleotides long. RefSeq names its product dual specificity mitogen-activated protein kinase kinase 4-like. Lineage: Eukaryota; Metazoa; Arthropoda; Insecta; Coleoptera; Tenebrionidae. The transcript is spliced from 6 exons. Gene Ontology annotation, biological process: protein phosphorylation; MAPK cascade. The coding region runs from base 71 to 1273 and encodes 400 amino acids. Gene Ontology annotation, molecular function: ATP binding; JUN kinase kinase activity. The record is from RefSeq and is a predicted model, not a curated record.